This is a messenger RNA of Saprolegnia parasitica CBS 223.65, 846 nucleotides long. RefSeq lists its product as hypothetical. The record is from RefSeq and is a predicted model, not a curated record. The transcript has a single exon. The coding region runs from base 226 to 762 and encodes 178 amino acids. NCBI's taxonomy places the organism in Eukaryota, Oomycota, Saprolegniomycetes, Saprolegniales, Saprolegniaceae.
CCAGCUCUGAAGUCGCCACACGAGCUCGAGCCGGCGACGGUACAAAAUGCAUUGGACGAGCCAGAGGCCGCAGAGCCAGAAGCCACAGAGCCAGAAGAUGCAGAGCCAGAAGCCGCAGAGCCAAAAGACGCAGAGUCUGAAGCCGCAGAGCCAGAAGCCGCAGCAGCAACGACCGAACCCACAACGGUGGCCAACGCUGAGCCCACGACAGAGGCCGACGCUUCGAUGUACAGUGUCGAAGCAGUCGACGAGAUGGAACUGAUGGUUGUCGACCCCGCGCCCAUUGAACGCGCGCUGACGGCCUGCACAACGUCGCUCCAAGCCAUGGUCCGUGCCAACUAUACGGAGGAGACCCAGUCGGCGGCUGCGGACGCCUGCGACGCUGCGCUCGUCGCGUCGUCGCCGUCGCCGCCGCACCACCAAGAGGCGUGGACGCGGCAAGGCGAUCGGAAAAACUUGGUGCGCGACUUUGUGGGUGCGCAAACCGAUUAUACGCAUGCGUGGUCGGUGUUUCCAUCGACCACAUCGCUGUCGCUGCCGCUCAAGCUCACGUCGACGCGCUGGUUGGUUCUGUACCUCGAUCGGCAGGUGGAGGAGCUGCGGGACGAGUGCGAAGCGUACCCGAGUGCGCCCGCCUCGCUGCCGCAGCUACAGCACAUUGCGCGCUCCUGGCUCCAAGUGCUUGACGCCGAUGCGAGCGAAAAGAAAGCUGGUGGCAAAGCGACCUGCGCACAAACGCGCUCAUCGAAACUCGCAAAAUGAUCUUGCUGCGAUAAGGCGACGACACGUCAUGUCCAUAUCCCGCGUCCGUAUACGUGACGAAUAGAGUGUCCUUUUCAUAUUGUA